Messenger RNA from Daldinia vernicosa, 2822 nucleotides. RefSeq lists its product as uncharacterized. NCBI's taxonomy places the organism in Eukaryota, Fungi, Ascomycota, Sordariomycetes, Xylariales, Hypoxylaceae. The coding region runs from base 480 to 2690 and encodes 736 amino acids. Gene Ontology annotation, molecular function: protein binding. The transcript has a single exon. The record is from RefSeq and is a predicted model, not a curated record.
UUCUUUUCUUAGGGAACCACCAAACUUUGUUCUGCAGAUCAUAUUGUCCUACGUGGGCCGGCCUUCUAGCAUCGAGUUAGCCUUUGCUAUACAUCGCAAAGCUCUAGCCAGUAUCUCGACAGUGACAAGCUUCCCUUCGGCAUCGGAUUACUCCAGUAGUUCCUCAAACUAAGUCAAGCAGUUUGGUCUCUCUUCAUCACCAAUUUCAAUACGAUCAAGAGAUCACUAUUUGGAUUUAAUAGCGUUGCAUAUUUGUCUCCCGACCGGUGUUAUAGACAUCGUGCUACACUUCCCUAAUUAAGACAUAAUACCGACAGCCAACUCCAACAAUACCAGCCUCCCUUCCGCUCUUUUAACUUAACAGAUGAUCAUGACCUUUUGAUAAGCGACGGUAAUCUGGAGGCCACUGUAUUUGGUCUCAUUGUCGCUCAUUUAUUCGGAGUCAUCGCGUUGGGUUUGUUGGAGUUUUAUAUCAUACCAUGUCACUUCCAGAACCGCUGUUGCCGUUAACGGGCGCCUGCAGCGUUAUAUUCGAUAAUACUUUAUACUCCUACUCGGCCGCUGGACUCGAGUCGUUAAAACUAGAGGAAGGGGCAGAAUGGAAAAAACUAGCCAGUGGACAGUCAGUUGAAGGUGCCGUCUGUGUUGGAUCGACGCCAAAAGAUUCCUCGAAGGCCGCGCUAUUUGUUGUUGGUGGAACAUCGAAAUCAUCCGACUAUCCGGGUCUUCAAAAGUUUACAUACUCGACUAAAAAAUGGGAGAAUAUAGUCCCGGAGGUAAAUGUGACGCAGAAUCGGGUAUACCACAGCGCGGCGUACAUCAACGGCAGUGAUACGAUUUUGGUCUACUCGGGAUCGACCGACGGAAAACCGGAGUUAUCUUCUCAGACCUUCACAAUCGGGGCAUCUGAGCCGUACUCUGUGCUGGCAUUUCAGUCUACCCUCUCCCCACCGGGAGUCGCGCCAUUAAUUCUCCCAUGGUCGGAAACACAAGCGGUCAUGAUCGGUGGCAACCCGACGAACACGCGGGUGAUGCUUUUUGAUCCAGUUGCCUCAUGGGUUGAUCCAGGAAUAACCUUAGCAGAGCCAUUAGCUAAGAAUUCCACGUACAUGAAGGCGGCUAUCAUGGCCGGUGACGAUGGUAGCAAACAUCUCUAUACGUUUGAUAUGACCACCUCGCCGAACACGGUCAACAGGACGAUGUUGUUGACUAGCAAUGGUCUCCCUAUAGCCGACGCGGCUCCAGCCGGAACGACCGUUUCGGGCCGCGCGUUACAGGAAGAGAAGCGAGCCCUUACUGCGGAUAACUGGCCGAAAUAUAACUCAACUCUAGCGCCGCAAAGCACACGAACCGACUAUUCCUUAGCUACUGAUGCAAAUGGUUUGGUAGUAAUCUCAGGUGGGAAUGAUGACGAGAUAUUGUGCAUGUUCAAUGCGAAACAGAACACAUGGAAGAACGCCACGGCCGUGCUUGGGCAGCAAAAAGGGUUUUUGAUCGAGUCGACAUCUUCAACCUCAUCAUCGGCCUCUUCCUCCACUCUUGCGCCCUCUAGCACCUCAACUGAAGCUCCUACUGCGGCCGCUACUACUCCUGUUUCUACUGCGCCUGCAGCUGAAGACAGCAUACUUCCUCCGACAACUUUACUCGGCAUAGUGCUUGGGACUAUCUUUGGCUUCGCGAUUAUCUUACUGUGCUUGCUAUUCUGGAUCAAGCAUCUUCGGAAGCGGCAAAAUCAUGCUGAUGUAGGACAAGCGCGAAGAGCCAGUGGAAUACCGGAUGAGAAGGCUGAAUUCGAACGCGAAGUUGCGAACACUUCGGGUGGACAUUUCCGGGGGCACGUUCCACAGGAUUCUGUAGGUUCAUUCUCAUCAAUGGCCAUCUUGAUGGGUAAAGUGCAGAAGCCUGCUGUACAGCGCAAAACGAGCAACGAAACGAAGCGCAGCUCUGUCAACAGCAUCUUUAGUAAGCAAUUCAAGAGUACUAUUAGCCGGCCGCAGCCUCAAACGAAUCCGGAGCCGGAGUUCCUCUCAAUGGAUGAAAAGGGCGUGUCCUUUGCUGCCGACGCGAACGAGCCGAAGCCGCGACCUCGGGCAGCAGGAGAUAAUGUAGAUGAUACUAUGAGAAGGAGCUCUGGUUGGAAUCGAUACUGGUCUGACGGCAGCGCGCUGUCCGUUCUUGGCCUCGGGAAUAGCAACUCGCAGCGUGAAAAUGGUUCUGGACCAAGUUCUUUCUACUCAGAUAAAAACCGCCUAACGCAAGACUCUGCCACCGUACCAGCCUUAUCCAUACCGGCCUUACAAGUCCCACAAGGACGGCCGGAACUGAACCAGGUCAACUCAAGCAGCCCAACGAUCUCGCAGCAGAAUCUUCACAUCGAGGGAAUGUCCGGCCAAAUAGAACGACCCAUAUCCACUGCAUCGUCCUCGGGAUAUUCUAGUGGUAUCCCGGCCAGUGUCCAUGAUACUUGGGAUCCGGCAACGGCGAAAAAGGCUUGGGGUGAUGUGCGAGCUCCGAGUAGUACUUAUAGCCAGAGCAUCUAUCAGACAGUUCUUGGGCCUCCUGAUUCAAAUAAACCUCCAACUGGUAUUUCUAAACAGCCGCCAUUGGAUACGGCAUCUAAUUCGAACGACUUGAGUUGGCUGAACUUAGGAGACAACAACAACAACAACAACAACCAGUCGUUUAAAUAAUCCUUCGACAUACUGCAAGACUGUUGUUCUCUUUCAAUUGCUCGUCACAUUAAUGAUACUCUUACGAAACCGUUCAUGACCUUCGCUUAUACCCAUUCUCAUUUAAGGAGCAAAAGUUCUGGAUUCGGGCUC